This is a messenger RNA of Penicillium manginii, 711 nucleotides long. RefSeq lists its product as uncharacterized. The coding region runs from base 1 to 711 and encodes 236 amino acids. Lineage: Eukaryota; Fungi; Ascomycota; Eurotiomycetes; Eurotiales; Aspergillaceae. The transcript has a single exon. The record is from RefSeq and is a predicted model, not a curated record.
AUGUCUUCCCCCACUGUGGAUGCCUUUUUCAAUCGCCUCGACUCAACAGUCACAAUCGGGUUUCUAACAGUCUGGAUCCUUGCUGCCGUGGGAUUCAUCUACAUCCACAUUCGACACCCAGACAGGAAUUUCUUUGAUAUUCUCUUAUCAACCAGUCUCCUUACAUAUCUCAUCUUCCGAAUGGUCGUGGCAUGUACAAAUACCAACCCCGAUUCAAUGGUGUACCGCCUCACAACUGCCCACCGCCGCUCACGCCGAGGCGCCCUGGCAGCCCUCGUGUGCGCUUGUUCCUGGGUCUACAUCCUAUUCUUCAAACUCUUGACGCUGUUCCUAGUCAACUUUCUCUGCAUAAUUACAUUUUCCGCCCAUCUUUACCCGGAAGCCUUUGACAAUCUAGAGGGAACUCCACUACCGGGGUUAGAGAGCUCCGGUUCCGAUAUCGAGUUGCAGAAGGCGCGUUAUUCCCAUGGAAGGCUCAGCAAAGAGGAAUAUUUUGACUCGCUUGAGAAGUUGAAGAAGGAGGUGGACUUUGAUCCUAUUCAAACGUUUGGUUGGAUCCCGCCUCGCGUCUUGAUAUGCUGCUUUGCUUUGGUGUGGUUCGCAUGCUCUACCCUCAUGCUCUAUAUCGUCCGCCUUUGUUGGAAAUCGACAAGAGUUGCCUUUGGACCUUCUUCUUCCCUUCCUGCUCCGCCAAAGUCGCAUGUGGUUUAG